AUGGCGCCCGUCGAGCCCUUGCUGCCGGCUGAUAUAGCACCCGACCACGACGCUCCAAGACGGAGGCCCUCCGAGACUUCCGUGGUACCGAUGGAGGAUAUGUCGGCCUCCUUCUCGUCGCGGAGGAGUGCUGCGUCGGGCCCCGCGCGGAAGAGCACAUAUUUAAACGUCGCGAGAAGGACACUCGGCCUCACCUGCUUGUUGGUGACCGUAUUCCUAUGGACAGCCUCGAACUUCCUCGCAAGCUCCAUCUUCUCAGAUCAUACCUACGACAAGCCAUUCUUUGUCGUCUAUGUAAACACAUCCAUGUUUGCGAUCUCGAUGAUACCGAUAUCGAUCAAGUACAUACUCCAGAACGGCGGCUUUGGCGAAGCCCAGGCAAUGCUGCAGCAGGCGUGGAGGGAAAAGUCGCUGCGGCCUUUCAGCCCAGAAAGAUCCAAGCUCCAGGGCCAGGACGACGACAGGACGGCGGAGGAGCGGCUGUUGGUCGACGAUGAGGGCAGCCUGGAGGCGUUCGACCUGCCAAAGCCGGUAGAGAAGCUCACCUUGCGGGAGACGGCGUGGUUGAGCCUGGAGUUCUGCAUGCUGUGGUUCUUCGCCAACUACUUUGCGUCGGCGUGCCUUCAGUACACGAGCGUCGGCAGUGUCACCAUCCUGACAUCCACUAGUAGUGUGUGGACGUUGAUACUCUGCGCGUGGAUGAAGGUUGAGCCGUUUACGGUGCGGAAGCUGAUUGGCGUCCUCGCCUCGCUGGCGGGUAUCAUUCUCAUAUCGACGAUGGAUCUGUCCGGCAAAGACAACGACGACAACCGGGGGAACUUCCCGCACAAGACGCAGCGGCAGAUUGCCAUUGGCGAUGCCAUGGCCCUGAUCAGCGCUAUCGUAUACGGGCUGUACGUGACGGUGAUGAAGCUGCGGGUCGGCGAUGAGGACCGGGUCAGCAUGCCGCUCUUUUUUGGGCUCGUCGGCAUCUUCAAUGUCACGCUGCUGUGGCCUCUAUUCUUUGUACUACAUUUUACGGGCAUCGAAACUUUUGAAAUGCCCCCUACCGGGAAGAUCUGGGCUAUCAUCCUACUCAAUUCGAUCUCGUCGUUCAUCAGCGACAUGUCGUGGGCAUAUGCCAUGCUCCUGACCACUCCCCUGAUCGUGACAGUGGGCCUGUCGCUCACGAUACCGCUGUCGCUUAUUGGCGAAAUGAUUCAGUACCAGCAGUUUUCGAGUUUCCUAUACUGGGUGGGCGCGUGCAUCGUUCUGCUCUCCUUCCUGUUCAUCAACCACGAGAGUCACGAAGAGGGCGAAGGAUCGUCCAAGUCGAAUCCCGAGACCGGGCGCCGACUGUCGGAAGCUUAA
Messenger RNA from Neoarthrinium moseri, 1350 nucleotides. RefSeq lists its product as uncharacterized. Gene Ontology annotation, biological process: regulation of peptide transport. The record is from RefSeq and is a predicted model, not a curated record. The coding region runs from base 1 to 1350 and encodes 449 amino acids. Lineage: Eukaryota; Fungi; Ascomycota; Sordariomycetes; Amphisphaeriales; Apiosporaceae. The transcript has 3 exons. Gene Ontology annotation, cellular component: membrane.